This is a messenger RNA of Lepidothrix coronata (blue-crowned manakin), 960 nucleotides long. Its product is annotated as interleukin-12 subunit beta-like. The record is from RefSeq and is a predicted model, not a curated record. Gene Ontology annotation, cellular component: membrane. Lineage: Eukaryota; Metazoa; Chordata; Aves; Passeriformes; Pipridae. Gene Ontology annotation, molecular function: cytokine receptor activity; protein binding. The transcript is spliced from 7 exons. The coding region runs from base 1 to 960 and encodes 319 amino acids.
AUGGCUCCCACACAGCCUCUCUCCACUUCUGAGAACUGUGAUGCUGCUGUGGUUGCACCUUGGGGCACCCCCGUGGAGUCCAGCCCGAUGCUGGGGCUGGUGGGGCUGGUGCUGUGCCUCGUGCCCGUGGACACCCUGACUGCCUUCCCCCCAAAGUUCCAGGUGGGGCAGCUGAACGAGGACGUGGUGGUGCAGUGUGACACGUUGGAGCCGCACAUCAGCUGGACACUGAACGGAGAGCAGGAGCCCAUGGCCGAACUGGAGGCUGAGGGCCGGAACCUCACCAUCCUCGGCUUAGACCUGCCGGCCACAGGCAACUACAGCUGCUGGGCCGGCCCUGUCCUGCUGGACACCACCUACGUGGUGGUCAGCGGUGCCCGCGAGGAAGAGAUCAACGUGUCCUGCCAGGCUGAGUCCUACCAUGGCUCCUUCCACUGCUCCUGGCCUGGGCCCCCCUCUGUCGUCUUCCGCGCCCGCCUCACACACAGCGAUGGCUCCGAGGGUCCGUGGGUGCCAGUGGCCGGGGGCCACGGCCGGUUCAACGCCACUCUGGCCGACCCCUCGUUCUGCCCCUUCGGUGAGGAGCUGCGUCCGCUGUGGCUGCACCUGGAGGGGCUCUCGGAUACCUCCUACCUCAGCCUCUCCAAGCACUUCUUCCUCCGCGACAUUGUGCGUCCCGACCCGCCCCAGGAGCUGACCCUGCGGUGGCAGGGGGAGCAGCUCCACCUGACCUGGGCACCCCCAGCCUCCUGGCAGCGCCCCACAUCCUACUUUGUGCUGCUCUACCACCUGCAGUACGAGCUCCCCAAUGGCACCCAGGUUGAGCGGUUCGUGGAGGGCGUGGAGGAGACAGAGGUGCAGGUGGGCGCACGGCGGGUGCGCAUCAGCUGCCGGGACCCCCACACCCCCCUGGCUUGGAGCCCCUGGAGCCCCUGGCAGGACCUCGACACACCACGAUAA